GGCAAACAAAGAGUCCUGCCGCCAUUUUGAUAGACCACCACCUGCCCACUUUCCUCUUUACUGCGCAUGCGCCAUGGGCGACUUGUUGCCCUAUGACGCAUGCGCCCCACCCCGCUCGGUUUUCUCUUUAAUACGCAUGCGCCACCAGGCACUGUUGUCCCAAUACCCCAGCGCCACCAGGAUUCAUUUACCCUGCUACCUAUCCCCUUCCUCUUUGCUGCGCAUGCGCCUACGGGGCAUACUUUCUCCCCUCCCCUCCCCGUGCGCAUGCGCCCAAACCUCACGCCGGGGGGAGGGGUCACUCUAUGCUGAUCAGCACACCCUCCUCCCCCCCAUAUUCAUCUAGGCGCAUGCGGAUUCCCUCCUGCCUGUGCAACACGCAUGCGCGAUCCCCUCCCCUUCCUGAAGCGCAGGCGUGGCGCUAGCCCCGCCCCCUACCCCACGGGGGCUCCUGAUUGGCUGCGGGGCGGGGUGAGCGCUAAAAACAAACGGCUCCGGUGGGGAAGCGGCUGGGUUAAUAGCAGAAAACUGAAAUAAAAUUGGGUUAUUUUACUGACUGGAGCUGAUGCUUGCGUAGUGGUUGGGAGUGCCAUGCAGUCCCAGCCUCGGCCCAGCAUGAAGGAGCAUCGCCAGCCCGACGCCCCUGUCCCAGUCCGUGUCUGUGUCCGUCUGCGCCCCUGCAGCAAAGACUCAGAGCCCUGCGUUCGUGGCCUGGACUCGCGCUCCCUCGAGCUUGUCAACUGGCGCAAUGCUAAGGAGACUUUCAAGUACCAGUUCGAUACCUUCUACGGGGACACAGCCACCCAGCAAGAUGUCUACUGCAGCUCUGUGCAGCCCAUCCUGCACCACUUGUUGCAGGGGCAGAACGCCAGUGUGCUGGCCUACGGGCCCACCGGGGCGGGGAAGACGCACACCAUGUUGGGCAGCCCCCAGCAGCCUGGUGUGAUCCCUCGGGCUGUGCGUGACAUCCUGCACAUGGUGCGGGAGGCUGGCUGUGGCCCUGACGGGCACAACUGCUCCUACUCUGUCUCCAUGUCCUACCUGGAAGUCUACCAGGAAAAGGUGCUGGACCUCCUGGAGCCGUCAGGGCGGGACCUGGUGCUGCGUGAAACGCCAGACCGCAGCAUUAUGGUGACGGGGCUGACAGAGCAGGAGCUGAGCAGCUUCCACGACUUCGAGAAGCACUUCCUGUUGGCCAGCCGCAACCGCACCGUAGCCUCCACAGGUCUCAACAGCCGCUCGAGCCGCAGCCAUGCAGCCCUGGUACUGCGCGUGGCCCAGUCUCGGCCCCUGGUCCCCGCCCGCAGCGCCAAACUGCAGCUGGUGGAUCUAGCGGGCUGUGAAGACAACCGGCUCACUGGCAACUGUGGCCUGCGCCUGCGUGAGAGCAGCGUCAUCAACACUUCGCUACUCGUGCUUGGCAAGGUGGUGGACGCCCUCCGCCUCGGUCGGCCCCGUGUGCCCUACCGCGACAGCAAGCUGACCCGCCUGCUCCAAGACUCACUGGGUGGCUCGGCCCACAGUGUGGUCAUCGCCCAUGUCGCCCCUGAGCAACGCUUUUACUUUGACACGCUCACCACCCUCAACUUUGCCACCCGCUCCAAGCAGGUGGUCAACAAGCCCUUUGCCCCCGGGGCGCUGCCCGAGCCAGCUGCCGAGAAGACUCUGCAGAAGGAGAACAGUGACAAACAGAAGCAGUCUACCAGCAAGGAAGGUCCCCUGGUUGCUGAGAAGCCCCUUGGUGCGCUUCUGCCCCUGGACCAGCUGGAGCCCAGCCUGGUGCAGCGCGUGCUGCGCCUGGAGGAGCUGGAGCGGCAACAAGGUGCCGGUCACCGGGGGCUGCCCCUGCUGGGCACCCCCAAGGCCGAGCGGAAGGCUCUGCUACGCUGCCUCGAGGAGACACAGGCUGAGUUGGAGAAGAUGAGGCAGCAGCAGAAGGAACUGGAAGCUAAGGAGCUGCUGAGAGCUGCCUCUACACCUGAGCCUCCACAGGCUAUCGUUUUGCCCAUGCGGCAAGUGCCGAUCCCCCAGAAACGGGCCCCACCUACGGAAGAUGAGGGCAUCUUGGUCCUAAAGAGGAGGUCAGAUCCAGGUGGGACGGAGAAUGCGGUGCCCAGCUGGGAGCUGACGCGGUGCCAGGAACUCAUGGUCCGGGGCCACCAGAAGCUGCUGGAGUUGCUGAACCAGGGCAGCACAAGGGAGCUGCUCUCCUUGAAGCGCAUUGGCCCCAGGACUGCUGAGCUAAUCAUGGCCUGGCGCGAGCAGCAUGGGCCUUUUGUUACGCUCCAGGACUUGCAGAGGAUGGAAACGAUGACAGCCAAGAAGGUGGCCACUUUAAUCAAGGCCAAUACUCUGGACUGCAUCCAGAUGCUCCUGCCACCAGGGCCCUCUGCCCUGUCCUUAUUCAGUUAGUGCCAUGGCCUGGCCCUUGCCUGUGGGACCAGCCUGUUUUUCUGGACUUCUGGUUUUUGCUAGGGCAGCUCCAGGGGCCAGAAGCAGGAGCUGGAGCCGCAGUUUGAGCCGGCACCUUAGGGUGCCAACUGCGCAGGACACCAUGCUUACCUCUGCCAGCCUGUCCCAUAGGCUGAGCUCCAGGGUGAGGACUUGCCUGCAGGGUGUUUUCUCACUCCCUUCCAGUGCUCCCAGUUUUGUAUGCGAUGGAUUUUAAUAAACCUCCCACUUGCUAUCAGUGUCUCUGCUUUCCUGCACCCAAGGGACCCACCCCCGUGCCCCAUCCCCCUGUUCAAGUUGGAAUGAGACUUGCAAUUGCAGUCUGGGGUACUGACCAGAACAGGUGUUGUUGAACUUGUGGAAUUGGCACUGGCUGGAUCAGCCACCUUGUAGCAGGGCAAGAGGGUAGAGACCUAAAACAGGCAUCGUGAUAGGACUGAGGCAGGGGACCCAGCUGCCACGUUGGAAACAACAUGCAGACAGUGCCAUAGCCAGCCUUUUGCCAAGUGAGGGCUGAAGUGUGCAAGACCUGGCGCUGACUUUUGGGCAUGUGAAGUGAGCACGCUACCCCCCACAUUGCAGGC
Messenger RNA from Alligator sinensis (Chinese alligator), 3035 nucleotides. RefSeq names its product kinesin family member 22 (gene KIF22). NCBI's taxonomy places the organism in Eukaryota, Metazoa, Chordata, Crocodylia, Alligatoridae. The transcript is spliced from 14 exons. Gene Ontology annotation, molecular function: ATP binding; microtubule motor activity; microtubule binding. The record is from RefSeq and is a predicted model, not a curated record. Bases 592 to 2412 code for a protein of 606 amino acids. Gene Ontology annotation, biological process: microtubule-based movement; mitotic spindle organization.